AUGCACUCCGAGGAAAGGCCCUCAGCGGGCGCUUCACAGGCUCAGCCUGAGAAGGGCGGGGUGGAGCUCUCGCGGGCCAGGCUGACUGGGCGCUCACCGCACUGCUGCCGCCAUCUUGGCUUGAGGCGCGGCGAGCGGCACUUCUGCGCAAGUUUCAUGGAGCGCACACGUCCAGAGCAGCGGUUUUACACCAAGAACGCUAAUCCAGUGUUGGAUGCCCGGCCUCCAUACAUGGCACCCUACGGGCAAGUGAAACUAGACUAA
Messenger RNA from Rangifer tarandus platyrhynchus (Svalbard reindeer), 264 nucleotides. The record is from the annotation of a GenBank genome assembly. NCBI's taxonomy places the organism in Eukaryota, Metazoa, Chordata, Mammalia, Artiodactyla, Cervidae.